Perognathus longimembris pacificus (Pacific pocket mouse) is the source of this 928-nucleotide messenger RNA. RefSeq names its product HLA class II histocompatibility antigen, DP beta 1 chain. The record is from RefSeq and is a predicted model, not a curated record. Lineage: Eukaryota; Metazoa; Chordata; Mammalia; Rodentia; Heteromyidae. The transcript has 5 exons. Gene Ontology annotation, biological process: antigen processing and presentation of exogenous peptide antigen via MHC class II; immunoglobulin production involved in immunoglobulin-mediated immune response; peptide antigen assembly with MHC class II protein complex. Gene Ontology annotation, cellular component: membrane; MHC class II protein complex. Gene Ontology annotation, molecular function: MHC class II protein complex binding. Bases 79 to 852 code for a protein of 257 amino acids.
CCCAGAAUCUUCAUUUAUUGAGUUCUUCAUUCCCUGGCUGCUACUUUCUCCGUGGCAGUAGCUUUUUCCAGCUCCAAGAUGGCCCUUCUGGUCCCCAAGGCUCCCUGGCCAGUCACUCUGAUGGGGUUUCUGGUGUUGUGGAGCAACUCCAUGGUCUGGAGCAGGGCAACUCCAGAGAAUUACGUGUAUCUGGGACUGCAAGCGUGCUAUGCGUUCAACGGGACGCAGCGCUUUCUGGAGAGAUACAUCUACAACCGCGAGGAGUACGCGCGCUUCGACAGCGAGGUCGGGAAGUUCAUCGCGGUGACCGCGCUGGGCCGGUCGACCGUCGAGCACUGGAACAGCCAGGAGGACUACCUGGAGACCGCGCGGGCGGCGGUGGACACCGUGUGCAGACACAACUACGAGGGUGACGAGGGCUUCACCCUGAAGCGCCGGGUCCAGCCUAAAGUACACGUGUCACCCUCCAAAAAGGGGUCCCUGGAGCACCACGACAUGCUUGUCUGCCACGUGACAAGUUUCUACCCAGGAAACAUUGAAGUCAGAUGGUUCCGCAAUGGCCAGGAGGAGGAGGAUGGGGUGGUGUCCACAGGCCUGGUACACAAUGGAGACUGGACCUUCCAGAUCACGGUGAUGCUGGAAAUGACCCCCCAACAGGGAGACGUCUACACCUGCCACGUGGAGCACCCCAGCCUGGACAGUCCUGUCACCGUGGAGUGGAAGGCGCAGUCUGACUCCGCGCGCAGCAAGACACUGACUGGCGUCGGGGGCUUCGUGCUAGGGCUCAUCUUCCUUACGGUGGGCAGCAUCAUGCGCGUGAGGAGCAAGAAAGCUCCUCAAGCACCUAGAUAAGGUGGUAAGCAUGUUCAUUUAUCCCCAGGGGCUGGGUUGUAGAAUUGAAGUCUUUUUGUGUGCAUGCUGUGACUAU